AAGUGUGAUUGUCGGGGCGCAUUUGGCAGGAGCUUCAGUGACCAAGACAGCUCAACCUGCUGAUGUUUCACGAGCAACGGUGUCUAAGAUGAUGCCGGCAUGGAACUCCGAUGGAAAGACAUCAUCAGCAAAGGGCAACAGUGGGUGGAAGCGCAUACUCCAGGCUCGUGAUAUCCGUGUAUUAAUUCGAAGUGCAAGGCAAAACAGGCGAGCAACUGCAGAUCAACUGACUGCAAAUUUCAACCUGGGGCAUGAGCAGCCAGUUUCAUCAAAAACGGUCCGCCGAGAACUCCACAGAGCGGGAUACCAUAGUGCCCCAACGCCCUAUUAAGUGACUUUACAUUGGGGUUUCCAUUUUUUUUGUCCACUACCUGUAGUUAAGCCACGGAACCUUGAAGGAAAGGGCUCAGCUUUGGGAAUCUCUGUCUGGACCACCAGGAUUCAAACCAGUGAUAUCCUGAUUGUAUGACCCCUGCACUCAGGCAUAGAGCCUGUCAGUGUUGGUUACACUGGGCUCAGUAGAAAUGUGUAGCACACGUUUAUAACAUCUGCUAUCCCUAAAAGUUUGUAUGUGUUGUAAAUGCUUUUAUAAAAUCGAUUGUGUGUGUUUUUGCAGACGGAUGGAAACGCGUUGCAUCAGAGUGAGGAGAGAGAAAAAGGCAAAUUACAGCGAGGACGAUAAAGUACACUCCGCAUGAAACACUGCAUGUGCGCAAAACCUCUAUUCCAGAAAUAAAAGGGAUCGGAUCUCUGGACUGAUACGGCCACCAUUUCACCGAUCAACGAUAAUGGAAAGAAAAAAAAGAGUAACGUAAAAUAGGUUUAGUUAAAACUCAAUAGCUGACUGAAAAGGCGCAUCUAUGUGUUUCUGCAUUUUGACUAUACUUGACUUGAAUCUAUCAAAGACUAUACCGACUGUCCUUAAUCUUUUAUAACGCAAUGAGAGCCUUGAAUAGCAAACUUUGUGUCUUAAUCGAGAGACGUACUGUGUUUGCUUUGUAAGCCAAACACGUCUGAACACUUCUCCCUUGAUAGGCGUGUACUAAACAGUCCAGAAUAUUCUACAUACACACAAAUCCAGCUUCAACUGGAAUGGGCAAGCGUGGACGUCUUCACGAAUAUGUUGUCAUCGUCAACACUUGAAUAUUGGCCUCCCUGAUAAGUCAGUCGUUAUCAUUAGCUGAAGUAAACCUCUCUGUGAUUGGCCAAUGCGGCUUUUGGGCAGAACGGUUGAGGUAUUCGGUACGUUCGUCGCGUCAUGUUAAAGCUCUGACUGCAUUGGCUGCCUUACGGUACAGGGCGUUUUAAACAUUCUGUGAUUGGUUGCUAGGGGAGAAGCGGGUAGAAGCUUCCAGAAACAGGUGGCAACUAUAAAGAUAAUUUAGACUUGAGAGAGAAAGAGAGAAACAGGUUUAAUGGGUGGGUGUGUAUCUUUAUAAAAAGUGUAAACCAUACAUUUAUUAAAAAGAAAUACAUUCGUAAACAAACAAAGUACCCAUGUUCUAAAGGAAAAAAAGAAAUCUGAAGAAGAGACGAUUGACAACGACUGUGAAAUCCUUAACAUUGUGGUUUGUUGUGCUGCGGAAGCAUGGACGGCGUGUCUCUGAUAACAAACCCGACUGUUUCGGUUCGGGUAACCAGCACUGCAAAUUCCUUCGAGGCUCUGCGCAGGUUUAACAGAGCGAUCACCAUCGCCGAAUUUAAGUGCAAGUUGGAGCUGGUUGUUGGAAUCCAGGCAUCUUGCAUGGACCUCCAGCUCUUCAGCUCCACCGACGCGUUCCUCCAGAAACUCGACGACAACGAGGCCCUGAUGGGGUCCUACCCUGUGGACGACAACUGCAGAAUACACGUGAUUGAUAAGAGCGGGAGCGGGUCAGGGGAGUUUGAAGACUUGUCAACGGUGGAGAAGUUCCAGCUCCCGGAUGAGGCUUAUGACAAGAGAUCAGAGUCAGUCCGCUCGUUCCUGAAGAAAAAUAAGGCGGGGCGCUUCAACGAGGAGAAGGCUGCCCAGAAAGAGGAGCUGCAGGUGCAGAGGGAUGCCGAGGAGAAGCUCCUGGCAGAGGCCCUAGCCCCAGGGUUACGCUGUGAGGUGCAGCUUAUGGGGCAGCCCACCAGGCGAGGCACGGUCAUGUAUGUGGGUAACACCGAGUUUAAACCUGGUUACUGGGUUGGAGUCAAAUAUGACGAGCCUCUGGGGAAGCAUGAUGGAAGUGUAAACGGGAAGCAGUAUUUUCAGUGCCAACCCAAAUACGGGGCCUUUGUGAAGCCGCAGUUUGUCACAGUGGGAGAUUUCCCAGAGGAAGACUUUGGACUGAGUGAUGAAAUGUAACCGGGUGGCUUGCGUUGAUUCCAGGAGGAUGAUGCUACCCAGUGUGGAGGAGUCUGUCAUGAGUCUCUCCACGGUCUCCGUCUCGCUGUUCUUGCAGAGCUGCUUAUUUUUUUGCCUCCAAAAAAAUGUUGGCUGGGACAUUAGACUUAUUUUGAUUUAUUUAUUUUUUUCAGUGAUUUGUCAACUAACUUUUUAUUUGUAAAUGCUUGACUGAUAAUAGAUGGACUUGUACAAUAUCUGCUGUGGAAAAGGAAACUGAAAGGAGGUUGGACAUCUGUAAUAACAAUGUACUUGGGUAGCUUUCUUAUUUAUCGAUCUGAGUGACCAGGCUUAUCGUGGAGACAGUUCUCCAUGUAAGCCAGCAUGUGUAUUUUGUUCUGUUUUAAGGUGAUGUUCAUUUUUUUUCCAUCUGGCUAAUAAACACUUUAGCCUAAAGCCCUUUCAA
Molecule: messenger RNA, 2774 nt
Organism: Acipenser ruthenus (sterlet)
Lineage: Eukaryota; Metazoa; Chordata; Actinopteri; Acipenseriformes; Acipenseridae
Product: tubulin-folding cofactor B-like
Exons: 6
Coding region: 1589-2329 (246 amino acids)
Biological process (GO): tubulin complex assembly; post-chaperonin tubulin folding pathway; cytoplasmic microtubule organization
Cellular component (GO): microtubule plus-end; cytoplasm; nucleus
Molecular function (GO): alpha-tubulin binding; microtubule plus-end binding
Source: RefSeq, a predicted model, not a curated record